Molecule: messenger RNA, 700 nt
Organism: Xenopus tropicalis (tropical clawed frog)
Lineage: Eukaryota; Metazoa; Chordata; Amphibia; Anura; Pipidae
Gene: ncbp2
Product: nuclear cap binding protein subunit 2
Biological process (GO): mRNA cis splicing, via spliceosome
Cellular component (GO): cytoplasm; nucleus; nuclear cap binding complex
Molecular function (GO): RNA cap binding; nucleic acid binding; RNA binding
Source: RefSeq, marked provisional
GAGGAGACUGUAGCUUCUGUAAGGAAGAACCGACAUGGCUCUGGGUGCCCUAAAGAGCGACUCGUACGUGGAGCUGAGUCAGUAUCGGGACCAGCACUUCCGGGGAAACCGGUCUGAUCAGGAGUGUCUGCUAAAGCACAGUUGCACCUUGUAUGUAGGAAACCUGUCAUUUUAUACAACAGAGGAACAAAUCCAUGAACUGUUCAGCAAGAGCGGCGAUGUUAAAAAAAUUGUUAUGGGGCUCGAUAAGAUUAAGAAAACAGCCUGUGGAUUCUGUUUUGUAGAAUACUAUACAAGAACAGAUGCAGAACAAGCAAUGAGGUUUAUCAAUGGUACACGGCUAGAUGAUCGAAUAAUCCGAACAGACUGGGAUGCAGGAUUUAAGGAAGGGAGACAGUAUGGACGUGGGAAAUCGGGUGGUCAGGUCAGAGAUGAGUACCGCCAAGAUUAUGAUGCAGGAAGAGGAGGCUAUGGUAAAAUUGUUCAGUCGAUAUGAAGCACAACACUGUUAGUGUCCAUGUGUAUCUGCUGCCCUUAACCUCCAAAGCUGUUUUUACUCAACAUUUACUUCCAGAGCUUAAUUGGACUGUACAUUGGGAGUAUCAAACUGUGUUCUAAAGUUCCUUCAAUCAACUGUAUAUAUGUAUGCAUUGCUGGACAUUUUUUUUUUAUUUUAAACAAUAAAACUCAAAUGGGUCUA